Molecule: messenger RNA, 1536 nt
Organism: Peronospora belbahrii
Lineage: Eukaryota; Oomycota; Peronosporomycetes; Peronosporales; Peronosporaceae
Source: the annotation of a GenBank genome assembly
AUGUUAUUACCUGAUGAUGAUGAAAUGGAAGCAUUAGAGGCGGCAUUGUCUUUUGUAGAUGACUUUUCACAUGUUACAUUGACUCAUGGUGUGACAUUGCAUGGAAAUGGAGGACUUCGUAGUCCAUUUCAUCAUUCUUCCCCUUUGUUCGAUUCGAUAUCAGCUAGUAUUGAUGUGGAUGGAGAAACUAGCGAAACUAUUGUCGAUAAUGAGCUAGGGACUUUAUUACUUAAUUCAGAACUCCCUAGCUCCCCAAGUCUUGCUCGUGGCGUAAAAAAUGAGACUUCUAGAGUCGAAGUGUUUGGAAAAGUAGUCAGUCCGACCGAUAAUUCAGUUUUAUCAAUUCCAGCUGACAAUACUACUCCUCUGGUUAUUGUCAACAAUCAAUCCGAUUGUCAAGGCUUUCGCGAAGCUAGAAAACAAGUGACAAUCGGAAAGACGAAGAAACGUGUAAGGUUGAACCCGAAUCGAGCGCGCGACAAUCGAAAGAAUGAAUUAGCUUACCUACGCAAUAAAGUGAAGCAAAUGGAGGAUCAGCUUUUUUCUCUUCGCCAGCAAUAUAUGGACAAUAACGAUUCUAAAAGCAUGACAAACACUGCAAAAUUGAUUGCUGAUUCAGCGGGACUACCACCAGUCUGGCGUGAAAUGGCGUCAUCGCAGCAGCAACGACGAGAGAACGCCGAGCGUGAGAACGCGCGAUUAAAGCUAGUUUUGGAGAAUCAGAUUAAGCUGGCGAAGAGUAUGGAGGCGGUGGUGCAGAGGAGAACACGACAGCAAUUAGCCGGCUUCAAUGGUGUCAUUGGCGAAGCUGUCGGCGACGUGCAAGGCUCUACGUGGGACCUUCUUAUGGAUAAGGAUACAUAUGAUUCGCUGUUGGCUCGAGCAGAGGCAGCGUACCAUGAGGUAGACGAAGUUCUUGCUGCAAAUGGUUUAAAAUAUUUGGAAACGUCGUGCACGAACGCUCAAAUGCGUGAAGGUUCCGAGGGAAUGUAUGCUGACAUUUUUACGAACAAGAUGCUGCCAUUUGACUUUAAAACUGCGGCCGAGGCAGUAUGGAAUCACUUUCGAGGCAGCGAAAAACACCGCGGUAAUUUGUAUGAAAAUUUCUCCAAGGAUAUCGAAUCAUCAUCCGACACUGUGGCCGAAAUGUUUGCUAUAGAAUUCAUGGCGAACGAGCUGGCUGCUGAUUUUCGCGUAAAGCAGGUCGUACGGCGAUACGUUGAAGAUGAUCGGCAGGUUGUAGUCUGGGUUUCAACUGCAUCGGCACUCGAGAAUUCCAAGUCACCUUUCGCUAGCUUUGGUUUUCGUGAAAAAGGCUACGUCAUUAGUAAGCGCGUACGAGGUCGUGAAAACUUUUCUAUGUUUCAGACGUGUUGCUUGGUGUCGCCCCAGAUAUCCGAAGCUGGGUCGUUUGAUCUAUCCUCGGUUGGAGCUUUUACAGAGUUCGUUCUGAGCUUUAUGUUUGCCACCAUUACAUCGAGUCAGCAACUUAUUGAGAACAUGUUAAUGGACCAGUCGCUAAUUUCUAAGCACUGA